Molecule: messenger RNA, 959 nt
Organism: Arabidopsis arenosa
Lineage: Eukaryota; Viridiplantae; Streptophyta; Magnoliopsida; Brassicales; Brassicaceae
Source: the annotation of a GenBank genome assembly
AAACGAAUGAUUGAGUUUGGUUUGGUUUGGUUUCUUUCUCUCAUCUCUCUGUUUUUCUGAAGAACUAACACAUGUCGGGACCUCAGUGCUGCGAAAACCCGCCGACUCUGAACCCGGUUUCCGGGUCGGGUCAUGUCGAGAAGCUGGGUGGGCUUGAUGCCUACGUCUCCGGCUCUCCCGAUUCCAAGCUCUGCGUCCUCCUCAUUUCUGAUAUCUUUGGUUAUGAAGCUCCAAACUUGAGGGCGCUUGCGGAUAAGGUUGCAGCUUCUGGAUUCUAUGUUGUGGUUCCUGAUUACUUUGGUGGAGAUCCUUUUGAUCCCUCUAACCAGGACAGACCCAUCGCUGUCUGGAUCAAAGACCAUGGCUGGGAUAAGGGCUUCGACAACACCAAACCAGUACUUGAAGCUAUAAAGAACAAAGGCAUAACUGCCAUUGGAGCCGCAGGGAUGUGUUGGGGUGCUAAGGUAGUGGUGGAACUGUCUAAAGAAGAACUUAUUCAAGCAGCUGUUUUGCUUCAUCCUUCUUUUGUCACAGUUGAUGAUAUCAAGGCUGGGAAGGCUCCAAUUGCUAUAUUAGGAGCUGAGAUUGAUCAAAUGUCCCCACCAGCACUUUUGAAGCAAUUUGAGGAGAUUCUAGCUUCCAAACCCGAGGUGAAUAGUUACGUGAAGAUAUACCCGAAAGUGUCACACGGUUGGACAGUUAGAUACAGCAUCGAUGAUCCAGAGGCGGUUAAAGCUGCAGAAGAAGCUCACAAAGAGAUGCUUGAUUGGUUUGCAACAUACGUCAAAUGAUUUGAGAAAGAAAAGCUUUGUAAACUUCAUAUAUGCAAAGAAUAAAAAUUAAAGAGAGACAAAGCAAAACUCUUGGUUUGUAUUUCAGUUUCUACUUUUGAAGCAUUCUGUGAUACUCUUGGUUGGUUUGUUAAUCAUUGUUUUAUGAAUUAAAAUAGAGAUUUCUUC